Molecule: messenger RNA, 5647 nt
Organism: Leptosomus discolor (cuckoo roller)
Lineage: Eukaryota; Metazoa; Chordata; Aves; Leptosomiformes; Leptosomidae
Source: RefSeq, a predicted model, not a curated record
AUGCCUGAUAUUGGAGUAUUUGAUGGCAUAUAUGUUACAAGUAAAGAAGGACCUAGUGCAACGUUCAUUUUAAAAAGCGAUGGUAAAAUAACAGUUGAAAACCUUACUGCAGGAACAGAAUAUGAUUUCUGUGUCUCCACAAAAAGUGGAAAAAUGUUGAGCUCCUUUUACCAUGUGUCUGGUGUAAAAACCUGUCUAGCAGCUCCACUCAAUAUACGAGAAGGUAACAUUACAGACACUUCAAUACAAAUUGCUUGGGACCGUGCUGAUGGAGAUUUUCAGCAAUAUGAAGUUACAUGUACAAAUUGUGCAAGUGCUUUCAGGGUCCAGAAGGUCAGGCAAGAAACAGCAACAUUUUACAACCUUACUCCUGGUAAGCUGUACAACUUUACAAUUCGAACAGAGAAGGAAGGUUUCAGAGACAGUAUUUUUGUGACAAAGGAAAUAGAGACAGUACCAAGCGCAGUUAAAUACCUGAACUACAGCAGAGACUCUGAAUCAAUAACUGUUACCUGGCCACCAACCCAAAAUAUGUUUGAUGGAUAUGUUAUUUCAAUAAACAGUAAGGUCUUCAACGAGGAGAAAAUAUUACCUUCCAGUGUAAGAAUGUACAAAUUUGAGGGUCUUCUGCCAGGCACUGAUUUCUUAAUCAGUAUUGUGACAACCAAUGGAUUAAAAAGAAGUCACCCCACCAUCCUCAAGAUUAGCACCUAUCCCGAUCCACCAUCAGGUUUACAGGUGUUUGGGCAAGAAGAAAAUGCAGUCUAUUUUUCUUGGAAAGUACCAAGAGGAGAAUUUGAUAUGUUUCAGCUUUCAUAUUGUCUGAUGAAUAAUGAAAAGCUGCUUACCAGAACUGUUUAUGACAGCAGAGCUGUAGUGAAAAAUCUGGCCCCUGGGACAGAAUACUUUUUUCAGUUAAGGACAGUUAAAGGCUUGGAUUCCUCAGUGGCUGUGGAGAAAAAAGUCAUCACAAAACCAGCUGGGAUAUGCGGUCUGGCGUUAAAAAUGGUAAAUACUUCCUCUGCAACUUUAAUGUGGAAUCCAACCAAGACAAACUUCACUUCUUAUAAAGCAUCUUUAUCAAACAACACUUUUAUAAAGAAGUUCAGGAUUCCAGGAACACUGACUGACUUCAGUGUUACAGACCUGACUGCUGGGGCCAUUUAUAAUUUCACACUGCAAAGACUAAGGGGAAAUAUUGAAGGAGCGUCUGCUUCCAUUGAAAUUGUAACAGAACCUGCAAAGCCAGAAGGACUUAAAUUCUUCAAUGUUUCAUUAUAUUCUUUUUCACUGUAUUGGAGACUACCGUAUGGACACGUAGACAAAUUUCACGUGGAUCUUAUUCCUGAUCAUGGUUCUGUUGUUAUCCUAGAUCUUGGAGGAAGGGAGUAUCAAGCUGAUUUUUCUAAUACUCUUCCUGGAACCACAUACGAUGUUACAGUUUCUGCAGUUUCUUCUUCAUUAUACAGUUCACCUGCGAGUAGAACAGUGACAACAAAUGUGACAAAUCCUGGGCCCCCUGUGUUCCUUGCAGGUGAACGAGUGGGCUCUGCCGGGAUUCUACUUUCAUGGAAUACGCCACUGCAUCCGAAUGGGAGAAUUCUUUCCUAUAUUGUUAAAUAUAAAGAGGUCUGCCCAUGGAUGCAAACAGCUUACACACAGGUCACAUCAAAGCCUGAUAGUUUGGAAGUCCUUCUUACCAGUCUUAACCCUGGAACAACUUAUGAAAUUACGGUUGCUGCUGAGAACAGUGCUGGUGUUGGAGUAUUUAGUGAUCCUUUUCUUUUUCAGACUGCAGAAAGUGCUCCAGGUAAAGUAGUGAAUCUCACAGUUGAAGCCUUAAAUUAUUCAGCUGUAAAUCUGAUCUGGUUUCUCCCUCGGCAACCAAAUGGAAAGAUAACUAGUUUCAAGAUUAGUGUGAAACAUGCAAGAAGUGGAAUUGUAGUGAAAGAUGUCUUGGUUAAAGUAGAGGACCUUCUGUCUGGGAGGUUACCAGAAUGUAAUGAUAACAGUGAAUCAUUUUUGUGGAGUACUACCACUCCUUCAACUACUUUUGGCAAAUCCACAGUUCCUUCACGGACUACAGUUACACCAAGUACAGAGUCAUCAAGUCAAACAAGCUCUGUUUGGAAUGAGCCGAUUAGCUUCGUUAUAACUAACCUGAGGCCAUAUACGACCUAUCUUUUUGAAGUCUCUGCAGUCACCACGGAAGCAGGCUAUAUUGACAGUGCGAUUGUCCGGACACCAGAAUCAGUUCCAGAAGAUCCACCACAAAAUUUUGCCAAGAGCAACAUUACAGCGAAGUCUUUCUCAGUGAUGUGGGACCCACCAACCAUAGUAACAGGAAAGUUUAGUUACAGAGUUGAGCUGUAUGGACCAUCUGGUCAUAUUCUGGAUAACAGCACAAAAGAUCAUAAGUUUGUAUUUAGUAACCUUGUGCCGUUUACAACAUAUGACGUGUACGUCGGUGCUGAGACAAGUGCUGGGAUGGGGCCAAGGACUAAUCUUACAGUUUUCACUCCUGCAGAUGUCCCAGGUGCUGUAUCAGAUUUGCAUCUAGCAGAAGUGGAAGCCACAUAUAUAAAAAUUGUUUGGAGGAAGCCGCGACAACCAAAUGGAAUCAUUACCCAGUACAGAGUUAAAGUACAUGUGCAGAAAACAGAGGUGACUCUGGAAAACACUAUUCUUGAAGGGAAAAAUAAGUAUUUGAUUGAUUCUUUGGAACCAUACAUAAUAAAUGAAAACAUCAAACCUUCUCCCACUUGGAAUUCAAUGGAAACAGCCAAUGAAUUAUAUGAAGGUUCGGCUGAAAUGUUUUCCAGCAUUCAGACAGAUUCCCCAGUAAUAUUUACAAGUGUAUCUGGUGAUAAUUUGCAUGCAAUAAAUGGAGUGGAAGAAUUACAUUCUGCUUUGGAUAAUCAGUAUACCAUUAAUAUUUUGGCUGAAGAGCUGUCAUAUGUUAUAAAGGGCCUUGCACCUUUCACAGACUACACAAUCGGUGUAUCUGCUUUCACUGCUGUUGGAGAAGGACCACCAUCGGUUCUUAUGGUCAGGACACGAGAACAAGUUCCAAGCUCAGUACAAAAUAUAUCUUACAAGAAUAUCAGCUCCUCCUCUGUUGUACUGUAUUGGGAUCCUCCAGCAAAUCCCAACGGGAAGAUCAUUCAUUAUACUGUUUAUGCGAUGGAACUGGAUACAAAAAAAGCAUUCCACACAACAACUUCAAACAAUAGCAUACUUAUGACAGGUUUAAAAAAGUACACAAAUUAUAAAAUGAGAGUGGCAGCCUCUACCACAAUUGGAGAAAGUGCUUUGUCUGAAGAGAAUGAUGUUUUCGUGAGAACCCCUGAAGAUGAACCAGACUCCCCACCCCAAAAUGUAGAGUUAAUAGAUGUAACUGCAACAGAAAUAAAUCUGAGAUGGUUACCACCUGAGCAGCCUAAUGGUCUCAUAACUCACUAUGAAGUCCUGUACAGUGAUUCCAAUGAUUUAUUUAUUAAAAAUGCCUCAUCUACAAGUAUAUCACUAAGUGAAAUGAAGCCAUAUACUCUCUACAACAUCUCUGUAAGGGCGUUCACCAGACUUGGCCAUGGGAAUCAGUCAUCUUUCCCACUUCUGGUGAGAACUUCUGAAACUGUUCCUGAUUCUGCACCAGAAAACAUAACCUAUAAGAACAUCUCAUCCAGGGAAAUUGAAUUAUCGUUUUUUCCACCAUCCAUUCCCAAUGGAAUCAUACAGACCUACACAGUAUAUCUCAAGAGGAUUAAUGGAACUGAGGAAAGAGUCAUAAACAGCACUUUUCUGACACUACAUAUUACAGAUUUAAAGAAAUAUACAGAAUAUACUGUAGGAGUGUCUGCUAGUACGAAAGUGGGGGAGGGCCUUCGUAGUUCACCUCUGCAUAUACUGACUGAUGAAGAUGCUCCAAGUUCUCCUCCAGAAUCCCUCUCCGUAAAACAGUUGUCGGGUGUCACUGUGAAGUUGUCAUGGAAACCUCCGCUGGAGCCAAAUGGAAUUAUCCUCUAUUACACAGUUUACGUCUGGAAUAAAAUGUCAAAAAGGAGUCUUAAUGUAACAGAAACAUCAUUGCAGUUCACAGACCUGGAAAAUAACUGUGACUAUAGUGCUUACCUAACAGCAAGUACAAGAUUUGGAGAUGGCAACAUAAAAAGUGAUACUAUAACAUUCAGAACUUCCGAGGGAGCACCAAGUGAUCCACCGAAAGAUGUUGUGUACAGAAAUCUUACUUCCACAUCAAUAAUGCUAUUCUGGUCUCCUCCUCAAAAGCCUAAUGGAAAUAUACUGUACUACUCAGUUUAUUUCAAAAAUAAUUCAGGAAUAUUCAUACAGAAUUUCACGAGUUACGAUAACGACAGUCAUGUCAGUACGUCCCACUCUGCAGUUCUGGAUGACUUGGCAAAAUACAGCCAUUACACUGUAUGGUUAACUGCAAGCACAGCUUUUGGAGAUGGAAACAAAACCAGUGAAAUAAUAGACGUGUAUACAGAUCAGGAUAUCCCAGAUGGUUUUGUUGAAAAUCUGGUCUAUCAAAACAUUUCCUCAUCUUCUGUAAAUGUAAGCUGGCUUCCACCAUCCCAGCCGAAUGGCUUAGUCUUCUUUCAUGUUUCUCUAAGUUUACUGCAACGGGGAACCAAUAAGAUAUUGUCUUUCCUUACUUACAACACAAGCAUAAUUUUUGACAAUCUGGAGAAAUAUACUGAUUACAUCCUGAAAAUCACACCAGCUACUGAUAAAGGAUCGUCUGAACUGCAUGCUCUAAGUCUGCAUAUAAGAACUGAUGAAGAUGUCCCAGAAUCAGCACCUAUAAUCAAAACAUUUUCAAAUCUCUCAACUACCUCAGUUAUGCUUUCAUGGGACCCUCCUGUUAAGCCAAGUGGAAUUAUAAUAAGUUAUGAUUUAAAUUUAUUUGGGCCAGAAAGGAAUAACUCAUUCUCUACCACCAAUAAUUUUAUCGUCUUGGAAGACCUUCUGCCAUUCACAUUAUACAGCAUUUAUGCAGCUGCAAGAACAAUAAAAGGACCUGGUCCAUCUGCCAUGCUUCAGUUCUACACAGAUGAGUCAGUGCCAUUAGCUCCACCCCAGAAUUUGACCAUUACCAACUACACUGCAGAUUCUGUGUGGCUGAAAUGGGAUCCAAGUCCCCAGCCAAAUGGUCUUAUUAUGAGAUAUAAUUUUAAGAUUUAUCAAAACAACACUGAAAAACUAUUUUAUCAGAACAUUUCAGGUUCAAACCAUGAGGCAAACCUUGUUGGAUUAGAACCGUUCAGCCCCUAUUUCAUCAGCAUCUCUGCGUUUACCAAACUUGGGAAUGGCAAUCAGUUCAGUAAUGCUGUCCAGUUUACAACAAUGGAAUCAGUACCAGAUGCUGUCCAGAAUGUUCAUUGUAUUGCAACAAGUUGGCAAUCGAUCAUAGUGCAGUGGGACCCUCCUGCUUCAUCCAACGGUGUAAUUACUCAUUACAUUGUAACAGUUGAAGGAAAUUCUACAAAUAUUUCAUCUUAUGAUACACUGCAUACUUUCAGAAAUCUGCUUUCCAAUAUUACUUACCAAUUUAAAAUAAAAGCUGCAACAUCUGCUGGUGAUGGUGAAGAACAGAUAUGCAAUGCCAGUACGCUUCCAGAAAAAG